Heterobilharzia americana is the source of this 5490-nucleotide messenger RNA. Lineage: Eukaryota; Metazoa; Platyhelminthes; Trematoda; Strigeidida; Schistosomatidae. The record is from the annotation of a GenBank genome assembly.
AAAUGGUAAGAACAACAAAGGCGGUUACUACUAAUCUAGUCUUUAUGGUAUUAAUUCUUUUACGAUGGAUAAUGUUUUCCUUUCAUUGACUGGAAAUCAUUCACUGAUGGAAAAUGGAAGUUUCCCAGUUAUGGUUCAAAACCCACAUUUUGCUUCCUGGACACAACUUUCCGCUCAAACAGCUGGAAAUGCAGCUGCGGCGGCUGCCGCGGCAGCUGCAGCAGUACACCCAAGGGCAGCUUCAUUUCAAUUUCCUAACGCUAGUUCAAUUCAGCAACAUGUUCAAACAUCUGAUUCAUCAUUACCGGUGACCACUCGUGGUGUCAGUGUAGAAAAUUCAGCUACAGUCACAAGUACGAACAAUAACUUCCCUGCUUGUUUACAAAAUUCGGUAUCUUUGACUUUGCAACAUUCAGUUCCUUCACAAACUCAUACACAAUCUCCACAACAGAGUCAACAGUUACACCAACAUCAGAUGCAGUUGCAGCAACAACAACAACAGCAUCAAUUACAGUUGCAACAACAGAUUCAAUUGCAGCAGCAACAGUUUAAGCAACAACAGCAACACUCUCUGCAACAGCAAGCUAGACUUCCAACUCCUCAUUCCCAACUACAGCAACAGUUACAUCAACAUUUGCAACAACGUCAGCCUGGGGUUGCAAAACCACAGCCACAACAAACAAGUCAGUCUCCAACCAACACGAUGACUCAACCAUUGUCAGUUAUUCCAAGUACUGCUGGCUUUAUUACACAAAAUCCGGUGACAACUCAAACGACUGUAGCACUUUCCAACCAACCACCUUUAGGGACUUCCAUUUAUAAUAUGACUAGUUUUCCAUCAUUCACAACCGUUAAUGCCCCAGUGAAACAAAAACGGAAGUCUAAAACCACCACGAAAAAGCCUCAAGUUGAAAUUGGACCUAAUACUGUUGUUUCCGAUUCCACAAUUUCGACUUGUGGUACAGUAAGUACAGUGUGUCCUACUUCUCCAAGCCCAUCAUUUAGUUUAAUUCCAACGAAUGGUAGUCUGUCAUCAGCAUUAACUACCGCUCAAAAUAAUUCUGUAUCCUCUAAUCCAGUUGUUUCGGUCAAUGAAUCUUGUGUCUCGCCCUUGUCGACUGUACUUUUUCCAUUACCAACACUUCCAGAAGAAAUAUUACUGAAAAUUGAUCCUUCUUUAGGUGAUCCCCCACCUCCGCCACAUGCAGAUAUAACUAUUACAAAACCAUAUCAAUGUGAUCAGUGCUUCAAAAGAUAUUCUGGUAUGAAAUCCUUAAAAAAUCAUAAACUCACUCAUUCUGAUAUUCGACCUCAUAAGUGUUCUAUAUGUGGUAAAGCAUUUUUGAGAGCUGAUAAAAUGCGUCUUCAUGAAAUUUCUCAUUUAAAUGUCAAGCCAUUUGAAUGUACUACUUGUAAGCAACGCUUUACUCGUUCUGAUAAGUUAAAAAUUCAUCAUCGCACUCAUACAGGUGUUCGUCCGUAUGCAUGCACUUUUUGUCCUAAACGCUUUACAAGAUCAGAUAAACUCAAAAUCCAUGAACGUAUACAUACUAAAGUCAAACCGUAUGAAUGUUGUCACUGUGGAAAAUGCUUCGCUCGGUCAGAUAAACGGAGAUUACACGAGAAAACUCAUAUGUACGGACCUCGACCUCGUGCUACUGGCGGGAAGAAAUCUAAAACUACGAGUGCCGCUGCCGCGGCUGCAGCCGCAGCUGCCGCAGUAGUUGCCGCUGCAUCAGCGGCAUCUUUUUUAACUGUCAAUUCUAUUGGGAAAACUCUUGGUCUGCCACUGGCUGUUGCUACACCAUCAACUAGUGUGAAUAAUCCAUCAUCUAAUGUAUUUGAUUUUGCUUCCACGAGUAGUGUUUGUACAACUGGUCAGAAUAGUAUGUGCUUCCCAUCUUAUCAUUCUGUUAGUUCAGCUUCAUCUAUUGGGAAUGAUAAAGCCAACGAUACUCAACAGAUCCCUGCAUCUUUGUCUACAAUUUCUUUCCCAUUACCAACCUGCCAGCAGUUGCAUUUGCCAUCACAACAUCAUUCCACUUUAGCAUCACUAGCAGGAAUUGCUCAGUAUCAUCCAGCUCUGUUUUCCGCUAAUCCACGCCAAUUUUCUCAAACUGCCAUGGUAGGUAAUUCUGUUUCUUUUUAUCCUACAAAUCAAAACUCUUCUGUGGGAUUUAGUACAGCUAACUCAACAUCUUAUCCUCAUGCACAGGUAAUGCCGUUCCUAGUCAAUUCUACAAACACAGCGGCAUCACCGGCUAUCUCUUUUCUGGGAUCUAAUACAGUUUCUGACAGUAGCAAUAAUGCCUGCUCAGUUGCUAACAGUUCUAAUGUGUAUCAGAGUCCGUCUUCAACGCGGAAAAUAGGAGGUGCAGUUGCUUCAUUUCCAGUUGGUACUUCUGGUAUAACACAACGAGGAGAAAUCUCUUCAGUUGUUGAUACUGUCUCUGGAAAUCCAAUAUCGACUUCAGUAUCAAAUACUAAUAUUGCUGCUGUAAUGGCGGCUGCAGCGCUUGGUCGUCAAUUUCAUCAGAAUCAACAACAGCAGUAUCCACAAGUUGUUGCUUAUUCAGGCUCUCAACAUGUCCCUAAUGUUUCUGCUUUUAUUCAUCAGCAUCGUCAACAGCAGCAAACUCAGGAGAGUCAGCAGUCACAAGAAGCCACACAACAACAAAGUCAACAACAAGCACACUUUAUUCAUCAUCAAACACAACAGUCUAAACAAGUUUCACAACAGCAUCCAUCUCAACAGAAUCAGCAGCAACAACCUAGAUCUCAAUUUCAAUUCUAUCAACCUCAGUUCGCCCAUCAGUUUCAACAGCAAACUGCACAGCUUCAACAAGAUCAUCAAAAUCAAAUGUUGCAGCAUCAACAGCAAGUUAUCCAACUGCAUCAACAAUUGCAACAACAGCAUCAGCAACAAGCUCAACAGCAACAGCAACAGGCUCAGCAGCAGCAGCUUAUGCAGCAACAUUCCGCUAUGCUUCAACAGCAGGGUCUUAUUUCACCGGCACACUCUGGUACGUCUGUAGCUGCAUUCAGUUUAUUCCCUCAAGCCGCUGCACAAUUUAUACCUGGUGUAGUACCAGCCCAGUAUGCUGCUGCAGCAGCGGCACAUUCAACGCACCAACAGUACAUGCAAGUGCAACAACAGCAACAAUAUCUGGCGGCUGCAGCAGCAGCAGCAGCUGCCUCCUCGGGACCAAUUCAUUCACUAAAGCUUGCAGCAUCUCAUCAACCGAACACAACAACAACAACGCCUACUUCUACUACUAACUCUGUUAUCGCUUAAAAAUUUUAUUUAGGUUAGACAAGCUUCCUAUAUAUAUAUGUAUGUUAUACAUAAGUAACUGACAUUUUUUUCCCGUCAGGAAGUAAUUUUGGCAUUGGAUGAUUUCCUUAUCACUUACCGAUCUUGUCAUCAUCCCUAGUUGUUGUUUUUUUCUUUCUUUAGAAAUCUGAAAUCUAUUCGCAUUUACCCUUUCUCACUUGUGAUGUUGAUGAUGAUGUUUGCCCAACUGUUUCCAGUCUCAUACAAUGUGUCAUGUUCAUGUUUUAUGUGUAUACCUUUAAUUUGCUCACUUAUUAAUUGACAAUCAGUUAGCUUAUUGUAUAUAUUAUUACUUCUUAAAGGUUCGCAUCACUAUCCUUUCCAAUAUGCAUUUCAACAUCGGCCUUUCUUUUUUGCUUUUCUUCUAAGAUGGAGGUUCCAUUUAGAGGUUUGUUUAUAUAUUUCCGUAUAUGUUACAAUCAUAUUAUUGUUAUUAUUAUUGGUGUUAUUAUUCGUACUAUGUAAUGUGCUGGACUACGUAACCAACUCCACUUAUUAUUAUUAUUUAUGUAGAUAGAAAGGUCCAGUACAUUGCUUGCUGUACAGCAUACUUGACUUCCUUUCUCCGUCUUGUUUAUUGUUGUCAUUUUUUGUCGUUUGCUAACACGCUGGCAUACAACGAUAUAAAGGAAGACAUGUAUAGGAUUCGAUCUUGAGUUCGGCUGUUCCUCUUCCUAUUCAUCCUCCUUAUCUUCGGUGUGCUAUGCUUUUAUUGUACUAUUGCCACUAAUAUUUUGCUAUGCUUCUGUUUACUCUUGCUUUUUGUUUUGUCUAUCGCCAUCGUCAUUCAUCUAUUAGCAGCGCUGAAUGGCUGAACUUCACGAUGUUCAUUCACCUUUCUUUUGUUUCCCACCACCUUUUUAUGUAAUCAACAUGUGUAGUUAGUUUUCUGCUUAUAUUUUCGUCUAAUAUAUUUUUUCUUUUUGUUUCAGUUGAAUGGAAUGCGUUUAUUUUACCAAAUGCAGUUAUAUUUGUAGUGAAAUGCUUUCUUUUCAUUGUAUGACAGUUCGUUUUCUUUUUGUUCAAUCUAUUUCUCUGGAGUCAGUAGAUUCCAUUCUUGUUGUAUAUUGUUUUUCCCCCAGUGCAAUUUAAGCUUACUGCCAAAGCUACUACUUCAUUAUGCAUGUGUAUGUAUGCACACUCAGGCGAGCAGGGGGGGGUGCUGUGACUUAUUUUAGUCAAAGUAUUCCAUUUGUGAAAGAGAAUGAGGUAGAGUAGGAGUAAGGCGCCUAAGGCUGUUAUUUUUGUUUUGAUUUUGUUACAGCAAACAUUUGAUGUCGUUGUAUUCGUCUCAAUGUAUUCAUUUAUUCAUCCAACCUACCUCUAGAGAAAAUAGUAUGUCUCUUUUUUCCUAUUUGGAAGCUUUCCUCCAGUGUAUAACUCAUUAUUUACAGUGUGUUGAGCAUUUUUCAUUGUUGAUUUUUCUCCUAGCUUUUUUAGGGACGGUGGGCUCCAAACACACUGUAGGCACCUUAGUAGCUUUAUCAUCAUACCGGUAUGUUAUGAUAUUUUUUUCUCCCGUCUCCUUUGAAAUUGUUGCUUUUAUAAUUCUUACAGUGAUCACAAACCUCUUUUUCACCACCACCAUACUCAUGUAUGUGUGUAUACCUGCCCAUCAUCAUAUCUGUAUCUGUGGCUCAGUGCAUUUUUUUCAUCAUGCCUACUUAUUACUGAUGAUUUUUUGAAAACACACCAAUGUGUUUCUUAAACACUUGGAAGUUGUUCUAUGCUUUCCGUUUUCUCCUCUUCCGCGCAUAGUACAACACGAAGCUCCGAAAUAAAAUACACAUUUAGUUUGUGUAAUAUAGAACAGACCAGUUAACAUCAUGUAGAUAUUUUAUUCCUUUUCUUUCUUAUGUUACCUAACUUAUAUUUAUCUCCCAGUAACGCAAACAAAGUCAUACACUAUUGUUUUAAUUUCAUCUACAUAAAGAAAGGUGUUACCUUUUCCUACUAUGUAUUUGUAUAGGUCUCUUUUUAUUUGUAUAUCUGCUUGCGUGACUCAGUGGGUAUGUUGACUGGAUCAUGUUUUUUAUACAUGUUCUCCGAUUGUCAAUAAACGUUUUGAGCAUUGUAGGGUACUAAAUUAUUGUAUAAAAAAAUAUCCUUCAAUCUUACCAUACAAUUGCUGCAAUACAUGACUUCUGUUUUCCUGA